Molecule: messenger RNA, 1185 nt
Organism: Exophiala spinifera
Lineage: Eukaryota; Fungi; Ascomycota; Eurotiomycetes; Chaetothyriales; Herpotrichiellaceae
Exons: 2
Coding region: 1-1185 (394 amino acids)
Biological process (GO): D-sorbitol catabolic process
Molecular function (GO): L-iditol 2-dehydrogenase (NAD+) activity
Source: RefSeq, a predicted model, not a curated record
AUGUCUGGAGAGGCUACAAUACAAGCCCUGGUACUACAUGGCGCAAAAGAUCUGAGGUUGGAAUCUAGACCUCUAACUUCUCCUCGAACGGGAGAAGUACAAAUCGCCGUGAAGGCCACGGGUCUUUGCGGCUCAGACCUGCACUACUACAAUCAUGGCCGCAAUGGUAACUUUGUCAUUCAGGCGCCUCUAGUGCUGGGCCACGAGGCUUCAGGCGUGGUCACUGCAGUGUCCGAGGCUGCCAAUGCAAUCGCAGGCUCUACCAUUCUGAAAGUGGGCGACAGGGUGGCAAUGGAAGUUGGAUUCCCAUGCCGCGCAUGUUCGCUGUGUACGACAGGGCGUUACAACUUAUGUCCGAAGCUUUCGUUCAGAUCAUCAGCCAAAACAUUUCCUCACGCCGACGGGACGCUUCAGACUAUUAUAUCCCAGCCCGCUGACAUGUGCCACAAGCUACCGGACAACGUCACUUUCGAGCAGGGUGCACUGGUGGAGCCAUUGGCUGUCUCCUUACACGCUCUCAAUCGAAGUCAAGUCGCAGGUUCUGGCUCUGGUGUCCCGUUGACUGGCUCAAGCGCUCUCGUUCUCGGCGCGGGCGCCGUGGGCAUGCUCACUGCGGCGGUCCUUGCAGCUGCAGGUGUUACAGAUAUUGUUAUUGCCGACAUCGAUGCUCCGAGGCUGAAAAUUGCUGCGGCGCUUGGGGGCGGCAGAUUUCAUCUCAAGACGUUCCUCCUACCCAAGAAACCAGCUGCGCCGACGAUUGAGGAGACACUAGCAGGUGCUCAAGAGCUCGCUGCCGAAGUGUCAAAAUCUGUUGGCUUAGAGACGGGGUUCGAUCGGGUUUUCGAGUGCACAGGUGUACCAUCAUGUGUACAGUUGGGAAUAUAUGCUGCCACUGCUGGCGGAAAGCUGAUUCUUGUUGGUAUGGGGAAUCCAACUCAGACACUGCCUUUGGGAGCGGCAGCCUUGAGGGAAGUCGACAUAAUUGGCGUUUUUAGAUACGCCAAUUGCUACCCAGCUGCCAUUGCUUUGUUCGCGAGUGGAAAGUUGGAUGGUGUGGCAGAGGAUCUGGUCACCCACCGAGUGAGUCUGGCAGACGGAGAAAAGGCAUUCAGGCUGGCAGCAAAUCAGGCCAGAGAAGGGGAGGACGAAGGUAGAGUCCCCGUUAAGGUGGUCAUUACUUCAUAG